AUGGUUGAUUCGAGUUUGAAUCGUAUCCCUUGUAAACUUGAUAAUAAGGUAUCAUUUGACUGUAUCCUCCAGUGUUUUAAAGUAAACGAUGAUAGAACGGCUCAAUGUCUAUCUUGUUUAACCUCAAUUAAAGUUGAGCAAGAAUCCAUUAGAAAUUAUGUUGAAUUACAUCAUAACAACCUUGUAAUCAGAAUCAAUAGAGAAAAAUCUGGAAUUAUCAAACCAAUACUGAUCCGUCUGACUUUAACUUUAACUACUAAUAAUACUCCAAAUGAUAAUCUAAUAGAAUUAAUCAAUAGUAGUUUUAGUGAGGGAAAUGGAUAUACUUAUUGUAAGUAUUGUGCUUAUACCUAG
Molecule: messenger RNA, 354 nt
Organism: Scutellospora calospora
Lineage: Eukaryota; Fungi; Glomeromycota; Glomeromycetes; Diversisporales; Gigasporaceae
Source: the annotation of a GenBank genome assembly